Molecule: messenger RNA, 4061 nt
Organism: Porites evermanni
Lineage: Eukaryota; Metazoa; Cnidaria; Anthozoa; Scleractinia; Poritidae
Source: the annotation of a GenBank genome assembly
AUGGGAAAUGGUUACUUAGCUCAAAGAGGACAGCGGAUUCUGACAAAAACAAAUCUUCGUAACGCACUGCUCAUUGGAGUUUUAUCCAGCGUGCUGCUUGUUACAUAUUAUCUACUUCAGAGCUCUCGACGACAUCACAAGAAUGAUAUAAGCUGGAAAAUAAAUCCAUAUGUCACCGAACAAGAACCUUAUCGUCGACGUUUCUCACGUUUGCUCUCUCGCAAACGUUGCACCCAAAACGCAUUCCUAUUAAUCUUGGUGCUUUCUGCCCCUGCUAACUCGGACAGGAGAACAGUCAUUCGGAGGACAUGGGGGAAUGAUCGAUCACUCCAGAUGAGAUGGAAAACCGUGUUUCUCGUUGGUCAAGCUUUAGACAACAACAAUCAGAGUGAAAAUAUGGCCGCAGAGGGUACGAUAUACGGAGAUAUCAUACGAGGAAGUCACAUUGACCAUUAUUACAAUCUAACUCUGCAGACGCAAAUGGGUCUCGAGUGGGCGGCAGGAUAUUGCGAUUUCAGGUAUCUCCUCAAAGUGGAUGAUGAUGUAUUUGUUAACCCCUAUAACUUGUUGGACCACCUGGAAAAGCCUGACACCCAAGUAACUAACCUUUACAUGGGACGCUGUUUCUACAGCGCGCCUGUUCUACGUGUUGGCAAGCACCGAAUAACCAGAGAAGAGUACAGUGAGUCUACUUUUCCAACUUACUGCUACGGGCCAGCGUAUUUGUUAUCGUCAGAUUUAGUCCACAAAUUAGUGGAAUUAUUUGACACUUAUACCCCUUUUAGACUCGAAGAUGUUUAUAUAGGCAUGUUAAUUCGUAAAAUAGGUGGAGUUGAGGCUGUAGGUCACUCAAGCUUUCGCACUCAAGAAUCUGGUGAGCCGUGCAAACAUUUCCCAAAUAUGUUUGCUUAUCACGAAGCUUCCGUAAAGUGUGCGGAGGAAUUGUUUGAAGAAGGGAUCAAAGAGAGACUAGAGUUAGAAUUUAGCAAACUGGGCAAUGCUACAGGCUAAAAUGGUUUGAAAUAAGUAGGAAAUAACUAUUUAGUGGUGAUCUACUUAGAAGAUGACAAAGAAGAACAUUUAAACCAGGAUUUUGAUAGGAAAUUAAACCCAAUUAGGACAAGUUGUGAUAGAAGCAGCAGUAGAAGCAGCGUAAUAGAUAAUAACUUUCUAAACCAGAAUCAGUUAGAAUUUACAAAGAAUACUAUUCUAUUGGUCCAAUUGAAUGGGACCAAUCAGGGGUGCUUUUAGCUUGAAGAACGAUUCCGACACCGCGUAGAAAAAACCUCUUACGAAGAAAUAUUAUUUCUGUUAAUAGUAACAAUUGUAAUAAUAAUAAUAAUAAUACUUAUACUAUUACUACUUGUAUUAAUAAUAAUAAUAAUAAUGACGAUGAUGGUUUAGUAACAGCAUUUUCAUUACAACAUAGCUCUACAUCUGUUAGGAAAUAUAAUGCCAUAGUUUAUGUGAUGCAAAUAAGCACUAUGUUAAAAAUAAUCAAUGAAUAUUUAAAUUCUCAAAUGCGGCUUCUGUGCUUAUGCCUAUGACUGAUUUCUUCAUGUGGGUUCAAAAAACAUAACUAACAAACAAACUAAAUAAAUAAAUAAGGACUUAGAGGUAACACGUCCCCUCAGUUCAGUUGUUGUUGUUGUUGUUGUUUUUUUUUUUUCGUCUACCUGCUUUCUGGUCGAAUUGGAACUUCGAGAUGUUAGUUUUUGAGAAAAGGGGAAAUAAUAAUAAUAAUAAUGGAAUUUAUAUAGCGCUUAUACAUCGCUGUUCUACGCGCUUUACAAUGUAAAAAAGGACAAAGAAUGUCAUUAAUCACAAGCUUACAUAUAACCCUACUGUACAUAUUGGGAAAUUUAUAGCAUACACAUCUUAAAAAGAAAAGAAAGCAAAAACAAAUAUGAUGAAACUAAAUGUCAUAUACCUUUUUAAAAAGAAACGUUUUCAACUUCGAUUUAAAAAACAUUAACAUCAGAACAAGCUCGAAUUUCGAAGGGGAACUUGUUCCAUAGACAUCCGGAUUAUACAGAAAAAAAAAGACACUCUCGAAGCAAAGGAGAGAACCAGCAACAAACGUAACCCACACAUGGCGUCGAUGCCUGCAUUUUGGGGGUAGGUCACAUAUAGGUCGGAGGCGAGCGCUCUCAUCACUGCGAAAUGGAGUAAGUUAGGGUGGCGUACAUUCGAUAUGAGCAAGAAAGAUUGAUAGAAGGAAAGCUAUAAGAUGUGCUCAUAGAACCUCAGAUAGUACAAGCUGCUACUGUUCCUCACUUUUACAGGAAAGCGUCGUUACAACGAUUCGACUUUAAAGAAAAAAAGAAACAACAGGAAAUUAACAGUUGAAUUAUAUUAAGGUUCUGGAAGAGAAUUAUCGGUCUCCGGGAUUUUACCGAAGUACAUACGUGUAUAAACGCAACAUUUAUUGACUGGAUAGGGAGUUCCCAAUAGGGUUCUUCAAUCCCGUAAUUCCGACUCCACAUUUCGUGCAAUCACGUAAUCCCAAUGUUUCUUUUUUUUCGGCAUGCCACCUCCCGCGAUAGUUUCAAUCCCGAAUGUCUCCCGGAUUUUUCGUUAAAAUCCCGAAUCCCGAGAUUCAAACAAGAGAAAUCCCGGAUCCCGAAAGAUCUAUUAAACACUAUCUGGGUAGGGGAUUUUACCGGUCGGGAAACGGGACUCGGCAAAGUCUCGGCCAGGGAUGCGUUACCGAAAAAAAUAUGGUGUUUGGAAUAGAGAUGAUGAUUGUCGCAAAAAAAAAUGAAUCUGGAAUGCGGGAUCAGGUGCCUCUUUCCAGAAGCUGUAACCACCAUGCUUUCCUUUCUGUCUUGAAAUUCGGAAUCCAUGGAAAUAAGUAGUUUUGGUUUUUGCUUCUGUUUUUCUUUUCACAGGAGAAGAAGCAGCCUUCUGUACACCGUGCCGACAACAAGUGGCGCCAAAUCUGAGACAACUGAAAAAGGUACACACCGAAUUUGAAGAAAUUGAAAUCUGGGAGAACUUCUGUCAAGAGAGUGAUGUGGGUUGUAUGUUACAAGCUAAACAUUCAGCUGGCUUUUCGGUUAGUCAUCUUGUUCACUACCUCGGUCAUUACUUAUGUUUUGAUUUCUCAAGAACAAAUUCUCUACCGUACUUUUGUCGCUGACAAGGAGCUGUCCCACAAUAUUUUCAACAACAACACGCCACCAUUAACCCCAUUGAAACUGAGCACACGCAGUGCAUCCCAGGCCAAAGAGCGGGAAAGCAUUCCACAUCGAACGUAUUUGAUCUCACGCACACCAUGCACGCAAACAAUAUUCCUUUUGAUUGUGGUGGCAUCAGCCCCUGGUAAUUUUGAUACGAGAGCAGUUAUUCGAAGAACAUGGGGAAGUGAUAUGUAUCUAGAAAAACGAUGGACGACCGUGUUUUUAAUCGGCCAAGCCAAAGAUAGGAACCAGAAUGAUUAUUUGGACGCUGAAGCUGUGAUAUACGGAGACGUUAUACGAGGGAGUCACAACGAUCAUUACUACAAUCUAACCCUGAAGACACAAAUUGGUAUAGAGUGGGCAGCAAGAUACUGUGAUUUCAAAUUUCUGUUGAAAGUGGAUGAUGACGUCUUUGUGAGCCCUCGAAACCUGAUUGGCUAUCUGAAAAGGCCUGAGACCCCAAACACCAACCUUUAUAUGGGAUAUUGUUUCUACAACGCACCUGUAUACCGUUUCGGUAGAUAUGGUGUAUCCAAGGAAGAGUACAAUAAAGCUAUAUACCCAGAUUACUGCAACGGACCAGCAUAUCUGUUGUCAUCAGAUCUGGUAGACAAGCUUGCAGAAUUGCUCGACACCAAGAAUGUAUUUAAAAUGGAAGACGUUUACGUAGGAUUAUUACUAGAGAACAUAGGGGGAGUGAAAGCCACCCACCAUUCAGAAUUUCUAACUCGACGACAUUACUCAUGCUCUCACUUCCCAAAUAUGUUUGCCUAUCACAACUCGGACCACCGCUUAAAGUGCCUGGAGGAACUGUUUGAACAAGAGACAAAGAAAAUGUUUGAGUACGAACUAAAUGAACUUUCCAAAGUCAAAGCGUAG